Messenger RNA from Amphiprion ocellaris (clown anemonefish), 4539 nucleotides. RefSeq names its product inturned planar cell polarity protein (gene intu). The coding region runs from base 1078 to 3939 and encodes 953 amino acids. The record is from RefSeq and is a predicted model, not a curated record. Gene Ontology annotation, cellular component: cilium; cytoplasm. NCBI's taxonomy places the organism in Eukaryota, Metazoa, Chordata, Actinopteri, Pomacentridae. Gene Ontology annotation, biological process: vesicle-mediated transport; nervous system development; cilium assembly. The transcript is spliced from 17 exons. Gene Ontology annotation, molecular function: protein binding.
AGAAAUGUGUUUCUAAAGUGUGUGGUUUUGCCAGCCACGAUGAUGAAGUAGUGAUACUCCUUCCUGAGCAUGAAGUGGGCAGAGAGACUUGAUUUAUAUCACAUGCUCUCUGCUUUUGAUGACCGUUCGCUGUCUCUUCUGGGGACGAUGAGGGAAGGAGUAUGAUCAGAGUGGUAGUGCAUUCAUGUUGAAUAUUAAUGACAGUGUUUCUGUGCAACAAAGCUUAUAUUACAUAUGCCGCUAUGUCAGCAUGUGAAAGAUAUUGUCAAAAAUGUUGGAAAACAACAAAGUAUACUUAUUUUGUUGUGUAGAGGAGUGAUGAUGAAUAGAUACUAUACCUCAAAAACGUCCUAAUUUUGUAAUACUAAAUUGUAGAGAGAGGUAAUUCACAACAGUUAAUCACCACGAAAUCCCACUUAAUGGUCGCUUAGUUUUGUUUGUUCCAGAUAUAGUACUUUUACUUUGAUACUUUCCCCCAUAAUGUCUGUCAGCUGGAUUUGUUGGCUGAUGCAAAAGGGAUAUUUUGUGAAUUUACUGGGAAACACGUUGCAGCAAAUCCUUUUUUUCUGCUAUGGAUAACAAAGUAAAUAAUGUGAAAAUCUGAAGGGAUUAUUACCAAGAAUAGGCCGUGGUGAUGUAACCUUAUUUGCCCAUGCAGGCUUGAGUAUUGUGCUGGUUUUCUGUGUGCUCUGCGGAGCUUUUUUUGUUGCUGGUCGUCCAGAGGAGGCGGGUUUGUGCUCCACCUGCCAAGAAGACGGCCGGGACAAAUUCCGCUCUGCUGGCCUGGAGAAACACUCACAACUUAAAAAAAAAAAAAAAAGCAACAAUGACUUUCUUCUCCUUUUGAAUCGUGUUAACUGCUCCGUGUCAGUGAUUGACGUGAGAAACUAGGGGGAGGAUCCGCUGCUGCUUUUUGGAGACGCAGAUCAGACUGCAUGCUGGAGCUCAAACCUCACAGGAAGAUCAUUCAUUUUUGAUCUGAGGACUUUUUUACAGGCUCUUUGAAUCGUAUUUUUCAUUUGUAUCGCUGUGUUAUUGAUCAGAGGAGCUCGUCUCAGCGAGAAACAUGAAACGCAAAUGAUGUUUAACAUUUCUAUAGAUGGAGCUUCAUUCUCUAAGAACUUGGAGGACUUUGACUCUAUUCGCAGUGUUCUCCUUUACAGUGACUUGGAACCCGAAUGGCUGGACGAUAUCCAGAAGAAUGGUGAGCUGUUCUACCUGGAGCUGAGUGAGGGUGAAGAGGAGGCUGUGUUGGUCCAGGCCACUGCUAAUCAAGGUGUGUCCACUAAUCAUGUUCGCUUCAGUGAAAAGGAGGCCGAGAUCAUCACGGAGCAAAAUAAGAAACAGCGAUGUGGUUCACGGACAAAAGGCGAGCCCCCGCUUAAAAGACUAGCCAGGAUCCUGAGGAGAAAGCGGCGGCCUUCUCAGCGUAGAGGAGGGAAGGAUGGAGGUAAAGACAGCUCAACUUUAUCACCUCCUGCGUCCAUCCUGAAGAACCAGCCCAGCCAAAGGCAGGGUGUGACUGUUCAGCGGCAGCAACUGAAGGAAGUGUGUGUCUACCUCAACCCUAAACGAUUAGGAGGUUCGUCAACGCCUCUCUGUGACAGCGGAGGGCUGCUGGAAGCACUGCUGGGAGUGGUGCAUCGCCCUGCAUGGAGCAGAAGUCAGGGAGAACCUGCAGCAGUCAGACAGGAGGAAAGACUGACUGUGCAUGGAUUAAUACCAAACAGUCCUGCCAUCAAAUGUGGGCAGAUUCUAAUAGGUGAUGUGCUUGUAGCAGUGGAUGAUGUCGAUGUGACCUCAGAGAACAUUGAGAGGGUUCUGUCCUGCAUCCCAGGACCAACACAGGUGAGGCUGACCUUGGAGACUGUUGCUCCGGUGGACAAAGGCAUUGCUGGUGACACCUCAUCACUCCGUAAGAUGAAAGCGUCUCCACCGGUCAGCCAGCUGGUGCGUCUCCUGUGGGGGGAGGACACAGCUGAGCUCCAGAUGUCCAUCGGACACAUCCCACAUAUCGUCAUGUAUCUGUCACUUAAACUGGACUCUGCAUCGCCACAGGAGGAGGAGGAAAUCUUGUACCAGUAUCCGGUGUCUGAAGCAUCCAGCCAGCUGAAAGGAGUGAGGGGAAUCUUUCUCACCCUGUGUGAUAUGCUGGAGAACGUCACAGGGGGGCAGAUCGUCAGUUCAUCUCUCCUGCUCGGGAAACAUCUGGUACAUGUUGGCUACUGGAAGGAGAGCAACAACCUGCUGGUCAUUGGCCUUCCUGCUGAGAGGGUUCCUCUGCUGUAUCUGCAGACGGUGGUGGGAGAUGUAGUGCGGACACUAAAAGUGAUGUACGGCUCCUUAGACAGUGCGUUCUGUAAGGUGGACCACACUCCCAGGUUGGACCAUUUCUUCUGCCUGUUCUUCCAGCAGCUCAUCCAACCUUCACGUCUGAGGGAAGGCUCAUCGGCCCCGCCUUCCGACGUCUCAGGGACCCUUUUCCUGGAUGGGCUACCGGCGGUCCGAUGGCUCACACUGCCUCCAGAAAUCAAGAUGGAGGUGGAUACUGUUCUUUCUGAUUUCGAGUCUUCUGAUUUUGGAGAAAUGUCUGAGGACUUUUUUGGCCUGAGGCGCCUUUAUGUAAUUCUUGGCUCCUGUUUGUUCUACAAGUCCUACCUGAUUGCCAACCAUCUGCCUAAGGAGGACCUGCUGGAUGUGUGUCUGUACUGCCAACACUACUGCCUGCUGCCGCUGGCCUCAGAACAGCGUGUUGGUCAGCUGGUCAUCUGGAGGGAGGUGUUUCCUCAGCAGAGAGCUAAUGGAGGCAGCGGCAGCACGCCGGGAUACAGCCAGCCUCAAGGACGCCACUUCCUCCUCAUAGUGGGGCUGAGGCACUUCAUGCAGUGUGUACUGUUGGAAGCAGGCGGCUGUGCUUCACCGGCUGUGGGCUCUCCAGGACCGGAUUGUGUUUACGUGGAUCAGGUGAAAGCCACCCUGUUACAGCUGGAGGUGUUGGAGGCAGGUAUUGAAGAGCGCCUUAAUGCUCCACCUGCUCCCUGCCUGUCCUGUGCUGACUGGUUCCUCCCAGCUGCCACGGCCCGAGACCGCCUCGACAGCCUCACUUCUUCUUCCCCCAUCCUCAGCAAGCUGGCCGGGGCCGUUAAAGGCUCCUCAUCGGGCUCCAGAGGUCGCAGCCUGUUUGGGGAGAAGUCCAGGAAGUCCAGCCCACAGAGGAGCCUGUCAGACAGCGGGAGCGAGGGGCAGAUGGAUGCUGGGUCAGGGUCCAGUUCUUCAAUGGCUCCGGGCCUCAGUCCACACUCCACCCCGGACUCAGCGAGGAAGCUGGGGGGCCGACGGGACUCGAUGGGGUCUGGAGGGUCUGAUGGGAGUGGAGGCAGCGGAGGCCUCUUCAAGCAGGUAUCCAGGAUGAAGCACCCAAACCCUUUCUACUUGGGCACCCUGAAGAAGACCCUGACUGAGAGGGAGACAGAGGAGAUGUACAACACCAUGAAACUGACAUCGGGUGCAGAGAACACCUUGUUCCACUACGUCCUGAUGGAAACUGUGCAGGGAAUCUUCAUCGCUCCGACUCACAGAGAAGUGGCUCAGCUCAGCGGCUCCAUUCACCCUCAGCUCAUACGCAACUUCCACCACUGCUGCCUCUCCAUACGAGCCGCCUUCCAGCAGAGUCUGCCAGCCAGGGGCCGCCGUGCAGCAGACAGGCCUCAGAGCGGCGGUUGGGGUCUCGGUCCAGUCAAAGAACACGGGGUUCUAUUUCAGUGUAAACCUGAGAACUGGACCGACCAGAGGAAACCAGCUCCCACCAUGACGUACUGGGUCAUAGGGCGGAUGUUGCUGGAGCCUGUUCCUCAGGAGUUCUAUGUGUGCUUCCAUGACUCGGUGGCAGAGGUUCCUGUAGAGAUGGCCUUCAGACUCUCCUUUGGUUUGGCUUUAUGAUGCAUCAUCCCCUCUCAUCAGCACAGUGGCAGCAAGGAACACAAGAUUUGUUCAACUAAUGAAGCAUCAGUCGCAUUCUCAGGAAAAGAGCUCAAACUGAUGCUUGUCAAAAGCAUCUGAGAGCAAACGUAGGGAUUUUAUGCCCAUCUCUGAUGGAUAAUCUAACAUCGGAGCUUUUUUCUCAUUUUUCCACGUGAUUUUCUGCAGAUAGCAUCAGAGUACGAUAGAGGAGUGCCUUUGUUGCUCAUCAGAAACAUGAGCAACCUUCUUUAAAAGUGUGUUUGUGCACAUUACCGUAAAUGCCACUCAGUCAGUGAAUACCUCAGACAAGCCUAAUUGGAGCAGACCUGACCUUCUGGUGAGAGCAGCUGCCAUGAAGUUUACUAAGCUGGACCGGAAAAAAAUGACGCUGCUGCAUACAUCUCUAUGCUGACACAGCAAAAAGGUUGUAUUGAUAGUUUUCACACAUUUUAUGCAGUCAAGUAAAAGCAUUCAUUGUUACUUAAUUUAAAUUUUGUACAGUUUUGUAUGGAAAUGGAGUCAUUUGUUGCAUAAAGAACAUUAUUAAUUAAAAUGUAAUACAGUUUCUCUUUUGUUUCA